AUGAAUACUUUUGUCAAAAAGGGUGGUGUAGGUAGAAUUAAUGCAGACCGUCUCUACGCAUUUAACAAAACGCUAAAGAAAGAUGUUCUCCGUGAGCGUGGUUACUGGGAAGUGAGUAAAGAUAGCCAUCCCAUUAACCGUUGGUCAUAUCGUCGCUGGAAGGAACGAAAUGAGGAACUCUCUAUAUUUGAGGACAAACUUGAAAAAGUCCCCAUAGAUCAAAAAUUUAAAGUAAAGAAACUCUUAACGGUAGCGAACAUCUCGGUUGCAGGUCCAAUAGUGAUUGUCUUGUACCUUGUUUUCUGCUACUGGCGUCACCGUCUGUGGGGUAUUACUCCUAUAGAUGGUGCCUCCUCUGUUGCAAGAGGAAUACAGAACCUCCCAAGGCCACCUGGAUAUUAG
This is a messenger RNA of Trypanosoma theileri, 402 nucleotides long. RefSeq lists its product as uncharacterized. The transcript has a single exon. The record is from RefSeq and is a predicted model, not a curated record. Bases 1 to 402 code for a protein of 133 amino acids. Lineage: Eukaryota; Euglenozoa; Kinetoplastea; Trypanosomatida; Trypanosomatidae.